Anisakis simplex (herring worm) is the source of this 312-nucleotide messenger RNA. The record is from the annotation of a GenBank genome assembly. NCBI's taxonomy places the organism in Eukaryota, Metazoa, Nematoda, Chromadorea, Rhabditida, Anisakidae.
AUGCAUAGAUCAGUUGGUGUGAUCAACUCAGAGAAUGUUGCCGCAAUUACGCUGAGUGAUGCGAAACAACAUGAUGUGGCAGUGCAGUUGGCCAGUAAAUUAUUGGGUGAAUCACGUAGCAGACUGCUGAAAUUUGCACUCUCUCUUCGGGUUCACUCACCGAGUGUUCAGCUCUUCCAACAGUUGGGAGGUGAGAAUAAAGUGAAUUGUGAUGCAUAUGCGGUCGUGCAUGGUGAGAUCGUUUGUGAUGCCGAAAACUUGGAGCAUUUCAUAAUGAAUGCUGAUGAGAGGUAUUUUGCAUAUGAAUCUUGA